GCGCUCGCUGUAGCGUCGUCAUUCGAAAAUACUUAGCCCUUCAUUCCAAUUCCAAGGACAUCUUUUGAUGGCAUAAUACAAAGUGAUUGUGCACUCAAGACACACCGAUAAGGGUGUACUAUCGGAACUGGAUUGAAUGCUUGGAGCAGACAGUUUCGGAUUUCGCAGGCCCCUCCCCGAGAUGUUGAAGAGAUCCGUGAAGACGCUAUAUCUAAUAGAAUGUCGAUAUGGUUCAACCAUGGCGCACACAUAUAGUCGGAGAGUCCGAGAGGGCACCCUACAGAACGACGAACAUCAACUGUACAUAGUCAAACAAUUUGAUGAUCUUCUUGAUUCUCUCUCAACAUACCAACUUCCUCCGAGGCGUAGAGUCAGUUCUUUUGGUCUUCUCAAUAUAUGGUCUCAGUUCAAGAAGCCAAAUCAUGCCAUUCAUGCUCCUCGUGGUAUUUAUCUUUGGGGAACGGUUGGGUGUGGCAAAACGACAUUGAUGGACAUGUUUUUUGAAUGCUGUCCAUUCGAAGAAAAGCAAAGAGUGCAUUUCCACUCGUUCAUGCAGGAAAUGCACAAGAGAAUGCAUGCGUUGAAGCUUGCAAGUACGAGUGAACGAGGUUCAUUCGAUCCAGUACCGCUCAUUGUUGAUGAAGUCAUGGGAAGAUGUAAGCUUCUGUGCUUCGAUGAAUUUCAGGUGACCGAUAUCGCCGAUGCUAUGAUUUUGAAAAGGUUUUUCUCUCUGCUGUUCGACGAAGGUUUGGUCAUGGUGGCCACUUCCAAUCGUCCACCAGCUGACCUAUAUAGAAACGGAUUGCAAAGACAUCAGUUUUUGCCUUUCAUUGAUAUUUUGCAGGAAAGAUGUAAGACAGUCUCGCUAGAUUCCGGCAUCGAUUAUCGUCGAAUUGGAGCUGGUGAUUCUGAUUCCUAUUUCGUUCAGUCAACAGAAUGUGAUAUCAACUCUCAAUGCGAUCGUGUUUUCAAGCAAAUGAUUGCUCAGGAAACCGACACUGUACGCAAGAAAGUGCUCAAUAUACUUGGACGUAACGUAGUGGUGGACAAAUGCUGCGGUGGCGUAGCAGACCUCGAAUUUGCAGAUUGGUGCGAAAAACCAUGCGGUGCAGCUGAUUAUCUUGUUCUAGCAAGGGUAUUUCAUACCAUUAUCAUUCGUAAUGUCCCUGUAUUGACGAGCUCUAAGCUAUGCGAAGCUAGGCGGUUCAUUACAAUGAUUGACACCUUUUACGAUCAAAAGGUGAGAGUUGUUAUUGGUGCUGAGGCUCCCUUGGAUAAAUUGUUCCGAUUGGCAGAAGAUUUGAAUACUAACUCCUCAGAUGGCCAUGCGACUGAGGAUUGGGAAAAAAUGAAAGAGCAUCAAGAAAGCUCUUAUGUCAAUGUCUUCUCCGGAAAGGACGAGAUUUUCGCUUACGAACGAACAGUAUCGCGAUUGUACGAAAUGCAAAAUUCGCAGUAUUGGUGUGCUAGGAGGCCUACUUCACACUAGAUGGCAGCCAUGUAGAUUGAAGUCAUGUUGUACAUGGCGUAUAGUAUAUUCAGAUAGAGUAUCUAUAGUAUAUAGCUCUUUGAGUUAGGUAAAAAUUUGCUAUGACUAUUCUUGAGCUCACUAGCUCACGUUUCGGCCUUCGCAGUUUCGUCAGGGUGGAAAGUGCUAUCCAAAACUCUGUAUCCCUGAUAUCCCUGAAGUGAUUUGUUAGCCGUACCGGAAAUUUUCAUUGCUUGACUUCUAAAGUAGUAUUAGCCUGAAAGCAUGACCUUUCUCUUAUUUGGAGAAUUUGUUGCACUUACAAUGAAAUGUUUUAGGUAUACCUUUAUGAUUAUCGAGGAAUGAUUGUAGAGAUCUACGUGAGAUUUAUGGCUCCGUGAAAACGUGG
Molecule: messenger RNA, 1877 nt
Organism: Cylicocyclus nassatus
Lineage: Eukaryota; Metazoa; Nematoda; Chromadorea; Rhabditida; Strongylidae
Source: the annotation of a GenBank genome assembly